Molecule: messenger RNA, 5431 nt
Organism: Amyelois transitella
Lineage: Eukaryota; Metazoa; Arthropoda; Insecta; Lepidoptera; Pyralidae
Gene: tok
Product: tolloid-like protein 1
Exons: 19
Coding region: 29-4120 (1363 amino acids)
Biological process (GO): proteolysis
Molecular function (GO): zinc ion binding; calcium ion binding; metalloendopeptidase activity
Source: RefSeq, a predicted model, not a curated record
AGGGAAAUGCAGUAGUGUGAAGUUUUAAAUGAUCAAAAUGACCUUACGGUGUAGAGGUGCGCCUCGUUUGGCGAUCAGUGUGCGACUGACAAUAAUAUUGUGUGCGUUGCUCGAGCUAGCCUCGGCCGAGAGUAGGGAUGAGCUUCACAAGUAUACGGUCGAUGAACUGCUGUCCACGGAUUUUGAAGAUAAAGACUCAGGCGACCUUGGAAUGGACCCAUGUAAGGCUGGCAAUUUCCAAGGUGAUAUCGCUAUACCAGAUGACUACUUCAAGCGGCCAUCAAACACUCCAUCAUCUUCCAAAAUCAACAAAUCAUUACAAGAAGAAGUAGAGAGACUAAAAAAGGAAGUACUUUUAGAAGGACUACAAGUGGAGGAAGAAGGCCUACCAGAUAUCUUGAGGAAGAGAACAAAACAACCAGUACAUUUAUCGCAAGAAAAACCGAAGAAAUACAAUGAAGCUAUGCUGAUGACGAAAACGCUACCAUCAGGUCUAGACAAAUCAUUAUUAAUGAAGAACGGAAAACUGCCACCCGGUGAAAACAUAGACGGCAUAAAAAGUCCAACUAACACAACCAAACUAGAACACGCAAAUCAAACAUCAACAGAGAACCUGACUGAAUACGAAAGUCUCGAACAAGAAGGUGUCCUGGUAGUAAAUGUUUCCACUGACAACAUCCUUAAUUUAGACGAGUUAUUCCCUCAUAUACAGCUAGCAAACUUUUCUAGUAAAAUGGACGAAGUUACUAACAAGAUACAGAGUAAUAGCCGUGAGAUUACCGGUGAUUCUAACAACAAUAUCAAACCGAAAGAUAUCCCUGAAAACGUGACUGUAGCCCCAGCACCUACUAAUGGUGUUUUGCCAACAAAUGAACAGGACGAGGAAAAUGAUAGUAUAGAUAAGUUUGUACUUAAUAAGACAAAACAUGCAAUGAAUAAGAAGUUUGAGGAAGGUAAUGAUUUGCUGAAACCGACAGAGAGUUUGCAAGUUUUAAAUGAAGAAACUACUGGAAGGAAACGUCGAAGAAAAAGAAGGCACGGGAAUGGGAGAAGGUACAGGAACCUCCAUUCGAACGAAAGACUAGGCCAAAAUACAGUAAAACUAACAGAGCGACCAUCGAGCGAGCAUUUCGAAAGGAAAAAAUUUUUUCGUCACCAAAAGAAGUUGAGUGGUAAAAGUGAACAAAAGAAAUUCGAAAUACCAGAACACGAAUUCGAAGAAAGGUUCGAAGUGAAGCCGCCUCCUAAAGUGAAUGUUACUGGCAACCAGCAGUUUGAAGGAUGGUUUUUUCGGGACACCUCCGAUGAUUUAGAGGCUAUGGAGAGCCGCGUGUACAAUAAUUCUCGACCACAGCCCCACAAAAGGCACCGGACGACGAGAGCGGCGACGAAUCGCAAGGAACGCAUCUGGGAGAACGGGGUGAUACCCUACGAGAUCGACGGGAACUUCAGCGGCGCACACAAGUCCUUGUUCAAGCAAGCCAUGCGGCACUGGGAGAACUUCACGUGUGUCAAGUUUGUGGAGAGAGACCCUGAUUUGCAUAAGGAUUAUAUCGUGUUCACUGAGAGACCUUGCGGAUGCUGUUCAUUCGUCGGCAAACGAGGCGGCGGUGCGCAGGCGAUCUCCAUCGGGAAGAAUUGCGACAAAUUCGGCAUCGUGGUGCACGAGCUGGGUCACGUGGUCGGCUUCUGGCACGAGCACACCAGGCCGGACAGAGACCACCACGUGCAAAUUAUCAGGGACAAUAUCAUGACAGGGCAAGAAUACAACUUCAACAAGCUGACUGAAGAAGAGGUGAACUCUUUAGGACAAACCUAUGACUACGACUCCAUAAUGCACUACGCGAGGAACACCUUCAGUAAAGGAACAUUUUUGGACACCAUCCUACCUCUGGAGUUUAAUGGGAAGAAACGGCCGGAGAUUGGACAGCGAGUGAAACUGAGUGCGAGUGAUAUAGCGCAGACUAACCUGCUCUAUAAAUGUGCAAAAUGCGGGAAGACCUUAUUGGGAAACUCUGGCUGGUUCAACUCUCCCGGCUGGGGAUCUGAAGUGGCUCCAGUGUCGGCUGAGAGAUGCGAGUGGAGAAUUGUAGCCACGCACGGUGAACGAGUGGUCUUAAAUAUCACUGAAAUCGACAUUCACAAAUCUGAAGAAUGUCGUUCUGAAUGGGUGGAAGUUCGUGAUGGGUACAUGCCCGACGCCCCGGUGUUGGCCCGAGUCUGCGGCUCCGGGAAAGGUCCUCUAUUGAGGUCUACUGGGUCGAGACUCACUGUCAUCUACCAGCCGGGGUCUAGACCUAAACCGUUGAAGGGCUUCAGGGCUCAUUAUGAAGCGGUGUGUGGCGGAGACAUCGAAGUAGACAGUAGCGGGCAUUUGGAGUCACCAAAUUACCCUGACGAUUACCAGCCUAACAAGCUGUGCAUUUGGAGGUUAACUGUUCCACAGGAUUACCAGGUGGCCCUUAGAUUCCACUCGUUCGAAGUGGAGAACCACGAUACCUGUUCCUAUGACAAGGUGAAGGUCAGAGACGGUGACUUUAUGGACAGCCCUCUCAUCGGCAUGUUCUGCGGGCACAAAAUACCGCCCGAUAUUAGGUCAACUUCAAACAAGCUGUUGGUAAUCUUCGAAUCGGACGCAACGGUUCAGAAGGCGGGUUUCUCGGCCACCUUCAUGAAGGAAUUCGACGAAUGUGCAUCGAUAGAACAUGGAUGCAGUCACUCGUGUGUCAACACCCUGGGUGGGUAUGAGUGCGCGUGCGACAUCGGCUAUGAGCUGCAUUCGGAUGGGAAGAAAUGCGAAAAUGCGUGCGGAGGCUCCCUCUACGGUCCAAAUGGCACGAUCACCUCUCCCUCUUUCCCGGAUUUAUACCCUCCCUCUAAAAACUGCCUCUGGGAGAUCAUCGCGCCGCCUCAACACCGCAUCACUUUAAAUUUCACGCAUUUCGAUCUAGAAGGAAACAAUAUGUAUCAACAGGAAUGUGAAUACGACAGCGUGACAGUGCAUUCAAAACUUGGUGCUGAUGUUUUGAGAAGACAUGGAGCUUUCUGCGGGAAUGCUCUACCGCCUCCGGUCACCUCUGAUGGUUCAGUGCUCAGAGUUCAAUUCACAUCAGACGCAUCAGUCCACCGGUCUGGCUUCGCAGCGGUGUACUACAUCGACGUGGACGAAUGUGCCGAGAACAACGGCGGCUGCCAACACGAGUGUCACAAUACUUUAGGCGGUUAUGAAUGUGCAUGCCACAGCGGGUUCACGCUGCAUCCGAACAAGCACGACUGCAAGGAGGGCGGGUGUAAACAUGACGUCAGUCAGCCGCAUGGAACCAUUGUCAGUCCUAAUUACCCAGACCAGUACCCGGCGAGGAAAGAUUGUGUGUGGCAGUUCUCCACCACGCCCGGACAUCGCAUCAAGUUGAUUUUCAACGUGUUCGAAUUAGAACCUCAUCAGGAAUGCGCGUACGACCACGUGACCAUCUACGACGGCGCGUCAGCAGACGAGAAGACCCUGGGCCGGUUCUGCGGCAGCAAGUUGCCGCACCCUGUGGUCGCGUCGCAGAACCAGAUGUACGUGGUGUUCAAGUCCGACGCCUCGGUGCAGAGGAAGGGAUUCCUGGCUACGCAUUCUACUGCUUGUGGAGGCUACUUAGCAGCCACAGAUUCCGUCAAGCAUCUUUACUCCCACGCAAGAUACGGCGACGACUCCUACGAAUCCCGUGCGGAUUGCGAUUGGAGCAUAGUGGCGCCCCCUGGACAGUUCGUCAAGUUGACAUUCCUGACCUUCGAGUUGGAGCCAGAGGCGAACUGCGGCUACGACUACGUUCAGGUCUUCGGAGGCCUAGACGGUAGUGGUGGAGAUUAUGGAGCGUCGUGUGGAACAAAGAUGCCGUCUGAAAUCAUAUCAACUUCAGAAGCUUUACUCGUAAGAUUCCGCACUGACGACUCGAUAGUCUUCAAGGGAUUCUCAGCAUCCUACCAGGCAGUCAAGCCCGAGAUAUCAAGCGAAUAUGAUAGUUCUGAAAGCGAGGACGAAGAAGAAGAGGAAGAUGAGCGCAUGCCGCCAUUGGUGGUUGGAAGGAGAGGUCUCCGAGCACCUUCGCAGCGGUAUGUUAGAAGACCGACGUGACGUUGGCCGCUGCCGCGUCACCCAAGGCACAGGCGACCGCAUCGCAAUGCAAACAGCCGGUUCAGAACAGACAACGGACCUUUCUAAAAACUCUCUAGGAACGUUCAAAAUUAAGAUAAUUUUCAGGAAUUCAAAUUAAUAAAUAGCGAAUAGAUUCAGUGUUGCCCGCCUUGCAUUAACCAAACUGAAUUGAAUUGACUAAUUUUUUUUUAUAUUGUUCAAAAUAUUGACAUUAAAAAAAAACGUUACUAACCGUUCGGCAAAAAACAACAAAAUGUAUUUUUGAGUCAUGAUUGAUGAGUCAAAAGCAUAUAAAAUAGUAAGAAAUUUAUUUAUAUUUUCACAUUGUAAGUAACUAACAUCUUCAGAAUGAAAACAUAACGGGUGAAUUAAGGGCAAAGGUCUAAAAUCAAUUAGGAAAUCUUAUUUUUUUAUCACUGGCAUAAUGCGAUGGAGCGGUAGCAUCUUAUAAUUGGGAGUGUAAAAGAAUAAAUUACGUUUAUGACUGAAAAAAAAUAUGUAAAUAUACCGAUAGUUUGUAAUGAGCAUAUUACUUAAUUACAGUAAACUUACCACGAAUAUUCGUUCUUUAGCAAAACAGUACCUAAUGCAUAAUUGUUAUAGUAAUAAAAAUAGAAAGAGAAGUUAUUUUCCUAAUUUCCUGAAUGUAAACCCCAUACUGUAGACCCCAUUUUGUACAUUUUUAAUUUCCGAAGUUAAUUUUGGAGACAAUACUAGGUACUUUGUUAUUUUAUUGUACAAUUACGCAUGAUAUUGUGUUCAUUGAAUGAUAAGUAACAUUCAUUAUUUUAGGAGCAGAUCCUUUUUGAAGGUUUAUAUUACACCUUAAUUGUUAAUUUGUGUGAAGAUGAAGUGUGAGUGUCCGUUUUUAAUGUAGUAUUGGUAGUAACUGGUAGCAACACAGAUUAAUUUCUUACACAAAUUUAAAAUAUUAUAACACACUCACAUUUUUUAUACUAAUUAUAUCUAUAAAUUAAACAUUUACCAAAGAUUGUGUAUUUUAUAAGAAACUCAAAUAUAAUAUGUAACUGUAGAUAUAUAGGAUUGUUGUUAUUAACUAGUGCCAUAUAUACCAAUUAAGUACCAUACUUCAUUCUGAUAUUAAUGCUGCCAUAUUGCGUAUACUUACCAUAGUUUAGUAUUUUCAUUCGACGAUAGAAAUAUAAAGACAAUAUGUAACGUAAGAAGUUAUUUUUUAAUGUUAAAUGUCAUAAAGCUAGGUGUUCGAACUCAUAUCAAUUGUAUAAUCACGUAUUCUCUGUAUAUUGUGUAGCUUAUAACAAAAUAAUA